AGGCGACCAGCAUUGCAGACAAUGCAUGAAUUAAUCAGUGGCAUAUUUAGCUCCUGAACCACCCUGCGGCAACACUCGUAGAGCCCUACUAGCUCAGAGCAACAAUGGUUAUUACUAGCAUACGCGUCAUAGUUGGAAUUAUAGGAUCUGCAGUCUGCGUGCUCCUCUAUGCAGUCCCAGCAUUGACAUUUAAGAGAGUCAUCAAGGAGGCCAGUGUAGGAGAAUUCUCAUGCUUACCAUAUAUCCUAGCUCUUUUCAGCGCCCUCACAUGGGGCUGGUAUGGCUUUCCAGUUGUGAGCAAUGGGUGGGAGAACCUGUCACUCUUCGGUACCUGCGCUAUCGGAGUGCUCUUUGAGUUCUCAUUCAUCAUCAUAUACAUAUGGUAUGCACCAAGAGAGAAAAAGAAGUUUGUUGUGCUAACGGUAUCUCUGAUUCUGGCAAUCCUCUGCAUGAUUGUAUCUUUCUCAAUCUUUACAUUCCACACGCACCAUAUGCGCAAGCUAUUUGUUGGCAGUAUUGGUAUAAUAACUUCCAUGUCGAUGUACAGUGCUCCGCUUGUAGCUGUGAAACAAGUUAUGAAGACGAAAAGUGUGGAGUUCAUGCCUUUCUAUUUGUCGCUAUUUUCCUUAUUAACCAGUUUCAUGUGGACGCUGUAUGGGGUCCUAGGAAGGGAUCCCUAUCUCACGGCACCAAACAGCGUCGGGUGUUUUACUGGAAUCCUUCAGUUGGUUGUGUACUGCAUUUACAGCAGAUGCAAGGAGCCACCCAAAGCACUCAAUGAUAUUGAGCAGGUAAUAAUCAACUUGGACGUGGCAACUAGUCGUCGUGAAGACACAAAUGGAUGUAGCCUUAACUCGAAGGCUUGAUCUUUUCAUAAGAAGCUGCCUUGUUGUAAAUCUGCAAUUCUAGCCAAAUUGCACUAUUCGGGUAGCAGCAGUUACCUAUUUGUGAACUGCUUUGAAGUUAUUUCCCUUGGUGCAUCCUCACAGCGCAAGCGCUGUAUUUGUAAAGCUAGUUUCCUCAAAGAAAUCAAUGAGCAUAGCACCUGCAAUCAGAUUUCCCACUC
Panicum hallii is the source of this 1066-nucleotide messenger RNA. RefSeq names its product bidirectional sugar transporter SWEET3a-like. Gene Ontology annotation, cellular component: membrane. NCBI's taxonomy places the organism in Eukaryota, Viridiplantae, Streptophyta, Magnoliopsida, Poales, Poaceae. Gene Ontology annotation, biological process: carbohydrate transport. Bases 105 to 866 code for a protein of 253 amino acids. The record is from RefSeq and is a predicted model, not a curated record. Gene Ontology annotation, molecular function: sugar transmembrane transporter activity. The transcript is spliced from 6 exons.